GCCACACUGACAGCUCAGUCCUGCCGGAGCAUCCAGGGAGGUGCCAUCGUUGGUGGCACUCUGCUGCCUCUCCCUCACUCCCUUCCUCCUCCUAGUGGGCGUCGACUAGGCAGCCUGAAUACUGCAACUUCCCUUUACUAUCUCGAUAAUAACAUUAACAAUCUAAUUUAAUCCCUUUAGGCUAAAUUAUAUCUUACCAUUUAUUAACAUCAGUGACUGAAAUAUAGCCUCAUUCUCGCUCACUUUUUCAAAGUGUCACUUUCAGUGGACUAGGUGCCACUGCUCCGGUAUUUACAGUGAACUUGCAAGCAAACUUAGCUGGUGCUGCCAUCUCUGUAUUCACAGUGAACUAGCAAGAUAAAGUUGGCUCGUAGGGAGACAGAUAACUGCUUCGUACUGACUCAAGUGUUGACCUGCAUCUUGACACACGUUUGUUGUGAGAGGUCAAGACGUUGUUCCCACUGUCUACUAGGAGAGUAACUCGGUAAUUCCUGGUAUUGAAUGUCAGUCACCUGUGGCCGGCAGUGUGGAAGGACACAUCAAUAACAUCUGACAUAUAUUGGAAACAAAACCCUGUAAUGUGUUAUCAGUGAACCUUAAGAAGUGAACCUCGAGACGUGAAUAUCAAGAAGUGAACUUUAAGAAAUUAACCUCGAGACGUGAAUAUCAAGAGGUGAACUUUAAGAAAUUAACCUCGAGACGUGAAUAUCAAGAAGUGAACCUUAAGAAGUGAACCUCGAGACGUGAAUAUCAAGAAGUGAACCUUAAGAAGUGAACCUCGAGACGUGAAUAUCAAGAAGUGAACUUUAAGAAAUUAACCUCGAGACGUGAAUAUCAAGAAGUGAACCUUAAGAAGUGAACUUCGAGACGUGAAUAUCAAGAAGUGAACCUUAAGGAGUGAGCCUCGAGACGAACAUACCAAGCAUUACCCUCACGAGUUACUGACACAGCUGAGCAGGGAGGAUGAAUGCUGGUGUUGAUGUCUGGGGAAGACAAAAAUGAGUGUCACGUCGAUCAGUGAAGGAAUGGAGAAGUCUUAAAUGUGUAUUGAAGGAAACAGAGAGAGAUGAGACAGAAGAGAAGGCCUAGUGAGUAGCCCCGAUUUGCUGCUGCAAAAUGGCCCCCGCGUUGCCUUCUCAACCCCUGACUCAGUACUGAUAAUGACGGCUGCUGGAGAGUCUGAGCCUCCUGGUGCAGAAGCGGCACUGCAUGUGUGGCUCUCUGGUACUGCUGCUGGCACUCCUGCUUGGCCCAGUGUGCCGGGAGGGCUCCAUCAGGUCAUCCAGGGGUCACAGCUGCCCCUCCCCACUGGCGAUGGCCCUGACCUACCUGCUAGAGGACGUAGAAGCGACGCAGCUUCGGUCAACAAUGUUUCUUAUUCCCUUCUAUCGCCUGAAGAAAAUCAGAGCGAGAGGGUUAAAAACAUGACAGAAAGUAUUAUGCAUCAAGUAUUAGGGUCAGUCUACAGUGAUUUACAUAGUGUGAAUGUGAGUGAUAUGAAGCAAGGAAGAGCAGAUGAUGGAAGGGUCGGGCCAAGUAUACAUUCUGUUAGUGUCAGUGAAUACAACUUUACUUCGAGUAAAGACUUCGGUGGUCUGUUAAGUGCAGGCGAAAUGGAAAAUGGAACUAACUCAUCCAGCGAAGAAGAUCGAGCCAACACCUUCAUAAGCGUCCUGAUGGGGAGUGCUUCGCCUGCUACAGACAACGGAGAGGCAAAUGCCUCGAAAAACUCUUCGGCCAUAAUCAAGGAGGCUCUGUCCUUUACGCUGGAGGCUAGCGAGGAGACUUUAGCCUCCGCCGAGGACGGUGGAGGACUCCAGAGGAUGAUAGGAGGCACUGAAUGGCCAUACCUGUCUGCCCUGACACACAACCUGAGUUACCAUCACCACCCUAGCGUCACCACCAACCUAGCCAACGUCACCAACGGCAGAGAAACGCUCUUCGCGGACUACCCGCCGCACCUUCUCGACUUCGCUGUCUUCUGCUGUGUCCUCUUCAUUGUGCUAGGAGUACCAGGCAACCUCAUCACUAUCAUCGCCCUCGUCAAGUGUAAAAAGGUUAUACACACGGACGUGGUUGGCCAUCAUGGUAGUUGCCACGUGGAUUGGUGCCUUUGGAGCGCUGGUGCCUACGUUGCUGGAAUUCUGGGGCACCUUUGGUCUAGACCCAGCGAUAGGUUCUUGCACCAUCUUGCCAGACAGAGACGGCAACUCGCCCAAGGAGUUCCUCUUCGUCUUCGCCUUCGUGUUGCCGUGCGUAGCGAUCUGCGUGUGCUACGCCCGCAUCUUCUGCAUCGUUCACCGAGCGGACAUGAAAAGCCACAGUCACGGCCAAAAGUUUCUCAAGGUGAACGGAAAGCGGCACAAGAACGUGCUUCGCCAUGCACUGCUGAUCCUCCUACCUUGCAGACCUUGCAUGCAACGCCACUCCACGAUCGUCUGCAGGUGGAGACGCUCGUCAAACUCUCCACUAGCAGCAACUCCGUUAAAGUGGAGAUCGUUGAGCCGAGGGAGGAAGCUCAGAAAGACGAAGAGAUAAAGAAAGAGGAGAACGGACGGGGUGAACACGAGAACCAGCCAGCAACACACACACCUUCGCCAGAAGCAACACCCACUGGUGCUGCCAAGGGCGACAAUUCAUUUCUCAAGACGGAGGCGAACGGCUUUUCCGGUCACUCUUCCGACGAAGGUGUUGGAGUGUCGGCGGCAGCUUGUUCCCCCAUCAGAAUAUGUCCUCCCAGCGCUCCUGAAUCCCCAGCGUCAGUCAAGUCAGAAAUGAACACCAACAGCGGGCUAGAGAGACGGGCGUCCACGAUCUCUGGCAAGGGUGGUACUUUCUCCCACCUUCGGGGCACCUUCAGGAGAACGCGAGCCGGCUCAUUCAUCGCCAGACAGCCCACACUCAGUGCCAAGGAUCGCCGUCUCCUCAAGAUGAUCCUGGUCAUUUUUCUGUCCUUCGUAGCGUGCUACCUGCCCAUCACGCUGGUCAAGACAUUCAGUAAGGAUGACAACCCCGUGCUAAACAUCCUAGGCUUGCUACUCAUCUACAUGACUACGUGUAUUAACCCUAUCAUCUACGUGGUCAUGUCGUCAGAGUACCGCCAGGCUUACGUCAGCCUCCUCACCUGCAAGCGUGACCACGACCCAGCUAACCGAUCCAUUACUAAAAUUUCCUGAAAGCGGCCUAAGCCGCCGUUGUUUGCAACACGGCUACAAACAACGUCGAAGUGCGUUAUACAAGUGUCGCCUGCCGAGUGACAAAUUAUAACUGACUCCUUAAAACAACCAACAGUGUAUAAAAAAAAAACAUUAAAACACUCCAUAACUGUACAUAUAAACAAAAGAUGUUUUUUUACGGAACUUUUAAAUACUUCGUAUUGUAGCUGUUAAAACAAGUGUUAAAUGCCAGGGUCCAACAUAUUGUUUUUGAUAAACCAGCUCUCCUGCCUUUCUGUACAGAUUUACGUGUUGUGUCGACUCGUCUCCACAAAGGUGACACAUGCUCACAACUGUUAUGAUGUUUACAUUCAUUCUAUGUCGUUAUAUCUCUGGUUAUCUCUCUGAUCACCUCGAAUUCAUAUUUCUCCUUUGAAUGUGAUUUUUUCUGCUGUUGUCUCCUCCCUUAAUGCCUCCAAUAUCACCAGAGUUUUCUGACAGCCAGGAAAGGUACGGUGUUAUUUUCAGGAAAGGUACAUUGUUACUGUCAGGAAAGGUACGGUCUUGUUGUCAGGAAAAGUACGGUGUUAACGUCAGGAAAAGCACUGUGUUAUCGUCAGAAAAGGUACGGUGUUAUCGUCAGUAAAAGUACUGUGUUAUCGUCAGAAAAGGUACGGUGUUAUCGACAGGAAAAGAACGGUGUUAUCGUCAGGAAAGAUACGGUGUUAUCGUCAGGAAAAGAACGGUGUUAUCGUCAGGAAAUGUACGGUAUUAUCGCCAGCCAGGAAAGGUACGGUGCUACCAUCAGGAAAGGCAUGGUGUUAUCGUCAGGAAACGUACGGUGUUAUCGUCUGGAAAGGUACAGUGUUAUUGUCGGGAAAAGUACGGUGUUAUCGUCUGGAAAGGUACGGUGUUAUCGCCAGCCAGAAAGGCAAGUGUUAUCGCCAGGACAGGUGCGCCUUGGAUAAGAGAUGGUAUGAAAUAUCGACACUUAUGUAAUAAGACACAUGUGCAGUAUUAGAAUAUUUUGCUGAGGAAAUGUUUCACCACGACUGGCUUGUUUCGUCACCCAAGAAGACCCGAUAAAAGCUCUGAGUGGCGAAUCGUUUUUUUCGGACCUUGUACAUGUGCCUUAUUGCACAAUGCACGCUUUGUCGCCACAGUACAUGACUCACGACGACACAUGCUGUCGUCUUAAUGCGUUAUACGAUACUUAUCGUCACAGAACACGACAUACAACACUCGAUAACUUCAUAAUCUCAGCUACCAGCGACAGGCAGAAGAAUGACUUGGGGAAAAACCUCUUACGGCGCAACGAGUCCUGUCAGAAUAGAUUCUCGACCUUACUAUUUGGUGUUUACAUGCUCAUCUGCACCUAGUGCUACUAGACACCACUUGGUGCUAUUGGAAUGCCACUUGGUGCUAUUAACCAACAUUUAGCGAUGCUAAGGAAGCAUCGGCUUUUAUUCUGAAUCUUGUUAUUCAUGUCUCAUGUAAUUCUUGUUGUAUUAUUCAACACCUUCUACUAGUGUUCGGUGUAUCCAGAUAUUUGCAAGUUACCCUUGCAGAGACUAUCAAAAUUUAGUUUGUUUAGGGGGUGGGAGGUUGUAACAAUGCUGCUCGAUGCUAGUUUCAUUAGUGUGACGAUUAAAUUGAAAAACUAUAAAUAUAUAUACAUAUUUUUUCCUAAAAAAAAUUUAGUAGACAUGUUUAGACGUAUAUCGUGACAGCAGAAGCCAAAUUACGUCGCCUUUCUUGUGCCUUUUAAAAAUUACGUACUGAUAGAAAUACCUUGAGUUGCUCUUCUCAACAUUGUCAACACUGUAACCAUCCAUUCCCGUCAACUUCUCAACUCUCUUUAUAAGAAACAAUAUGCGAUUUUUUUUUUGGGGGGCUGAGAUAUUUCGCCCACCAGGGGACUCUAUCAAUCGAUGAAAGUCCCUAGUGGACUUGGCGGUAUAUAAGUCCUCUGACACAGCUUCUCAACUGUCUUACUUUCAGAUAAGAUAAGAGAAAUACUAUUGUAGUGUCGGAGGGAGAAAGAAAUUAGAAAAUCCUAGAGCACUUUUCUUUUUCUACCAUUACCGAUACCAAGUGAUUCCUGGAUAACUAGGAAUCACUCACGGAAACUCCCAAAAAACUCGGGGUUGUGUUGUUAUUUAUCAACACAGUAUAAAUGAAGGGAAUAUAGUCGCUGAAGAAAAAUGUAGAGAGAAGACAUAAUGAUUUCUUCCCGUAAACGUAGAGUCUUGACAUGACUCACGAAAUCGUAAUAACACGAUUGCAAACAAACCAUACCACGGGCGGGGAUAGAACUCGCGAUCAUAAAACUCCAGACCGACGCGUUAGCCACUGGGCCAGCUGGCUACAGUGACCCAGCUGGUCCAGUGGUAUGGUUUGCUCUGGAGAAUUUGUUUUGGUGCUCUAGGCACUUUGCAUUUCAAUCAACACAUCAUCAGGAGCUUGCAAUGUUGCAAAAAGUGGGAGGAGGAGGAGGAGGAGGAGGUGCAAACAAAGACGAUCACAGGAAGCGCCCAUGACCUACCUACCUGUAGGGUAUUCCGGGGAUCAACGCCCCCUCGGCCCGGUCCAUGACUGGCCUCCCAGUGGAUCAGGGCCUGAUCAACGAAGCUGUUACUCCAACGUAUGAACCACAGCCCGGCUGAUCCAGCACCGACUUUAGGUAUCUGUCCAGCCCCCUGAUGUGUUAGUUGCAACACGAAAGGCCUAAAGCUAUCAUUCAACUCCCCCCCGUUCCGUGGUUGUUUUGCGUACUGGAGAAUGAGGUCGUCCAAGAGACCAUAACCUCAGCUGUCAUGAUCAUAGGGAGAAACACCUACGGAUGUGUGUGACGGGGGAGAAACGUCACAAACGUGAAGAACAAGACUUUAACCGGGGCGACGUUUCGCUCUUAAGUAGAUCUUUAUCAAGACUUGAUGAAGCUCUGCCGAAAGCGAAAUACUUUCAUUGUCCUGUAAAGUCCGUCGGGUCUUCCAGCAUUGUUUGUUAACAAAUAAAUUAACAAAAACAUGGUUAGAUAGACAUUCAUUUGUAUGUUGACUCAUGUUGACUCAUGUUGACCUGGUGUGUGUGUGUAUGUGUUAGUUACCAUUUUGUCCUAGGCACAUGUCGAUUAGACACUGUGUGUGUGUGGUGUGUGUGUGGGGUGUAUGUGUGUGGUGUG
Messenger RNA from Cherax quadricarinatus, 6339 nucleotides. Lineage: Eukaryota; Metazoa; Arthropoda; Malacostraca; Decapoda; Parastacidae. The record is from RefSeq and is a predicted model, not a curated record.